AUGGACACAGCGGCUUAUGAUGGUAAAAUACGACACUUGCUGGAUGACGAUCUUGUGUACAAACCUGUUUCGUACAACCCUACUGCUAGGGUUACUCGUCGCAUUAGGGCUGUCAUCAGAGACUGCAGAGAGAUUUUCGAGGAAGACGUUUUCAAUCGUUUGUACAAACCGAAGAUUGUGCUACCGCCUAAGUUGUAUGGUUUGCCAAAAGUACAUAAGACAAACGUGCCGUUGCGGCCUAUCGUGAGUCAGAUUUCUUCUCCCACUUACGAUCUUGCAAAGCAUGUUGGAUCGGUGUUGCAGCCGCUUGUGGGUGGUACGUCGUCUUUCGUGAAGGACUCUCGUCACUUUAUAGACAUCCUCAAAGAAGUAACGCUGGAACCAGAUGAGAUAAUGGUGAGUUUUGAUGUGGAGUCACUUUUCACCAAUGUUCCCGUUAAAGAAUGUCUAGAAGUUGUCAGAAGGAAACUGAGCGAUAGUGGCAUGUCGGAGACAAUAAUGGUGCUGCUGAGGAACUGCUUGGAAGGGAGCUACUUUUUGAGAAACGUGAGUACGGGGAAUAUUCGCGAUGACAAAACUACCACCACAGUUGUUAAUUUAUCGAGUGCUACUUUGGAUGAUGCAACUGUCAGUGUACUGGGGAAGGGGUUGAAUUUUGCUAUAACCCCUAAACGUAUUCCUUAUGAGACCGUGAUCUGCGGUGUUGAGGAGGCCAUAACGCGCAAUAAGGUACCGUCGUGUGACGCGGAAGCGUUAAGACAGGAUGUUGCCGUUAUCCUGAGGAGAGCCAAACUGCCAAAGAGUAACACCACUACAGAGGAGAGGAUAGCCCUUAGAAAUCUGAAGAAUAAUGAAGAUAUCUUAGUACUAAAGGCUGACAAGGGGAAUGCCACAGUAGUGAUGGACACAGCGGCUUAUGAUGGUAAAAUACGACACUUGCUGGAUGACGAUCUUGUGUACAAACCUGUUUCGUACAACCCUACUGCUAGGGUUACUCGUCGCAUUAGGGCUGUCAUCAGAGACUGCAGAGAGAUUUUCGAGGAAGACGUUUUCAAUCGUUUGUACAAACCGAAGAUUGUGCUACCGCCUAAGUUGUAUGGUUUGCCAAAAGUACAUAAGACAAACGUGCCGUUGCGGCCUAUCGUGAGUCAGAUUUCUUCUCCCACUUACGAUCUUGCAAAGCAUGUUGGAUCGGUGUUGCAGCCGCUUGUGGGUGGUACGUCGUCUUUCGUGAAGGACUCUCGUCACUUUAUAGACAUCCUCAAAGAAGUAACGCUGGAACCAGAUGAGAUAAUGGUGAGUUUUGAUGUGGAGUCACUUUUCACCAAUGUUCCCGUUAAAGAAUGUCUAGAAGUUGUCAGAAGGAAACUGAGCGAUAGUGGCAUGUCGGAGACAAUAAUGGUGCUGCUGAGGAACUGCUUGGAAGGGAGCUACUUUUUGUAUCGCGGAAAACAUUACCUCCAGAUUGAUGGGGUUGCCAUGGGUAGUCCUGUGGCACCGGUUCUGGCAAACAUCUGGAUGGAGCAUAUCGAGGCCAGUGUAGAUCUGCAGCCUUGGGCAGUGAAGUUGUGGAAGCGAUAUGUGGAUGAUGUUUUCUGUAUUAUGAAGGGUGGUAAGCAGGAGGUGGAGCAACUUCUCCAAUAUCUUAAUUCUAUUCAUCCAAGGACUAAGUUUACGUACGAAUUAGAAUCACAGCGCAGUUUGCCAUUCUUAGACGUGAAAGUGAUUGGUCGAAUGGACGGAACCCUAACUCACACUGUUUACAGAAAGCCUACGCACACUGACAGGUAUUUGAAUGCCCUUUCUCACCACCACCCGCGCCACCUGCAGUCAGUUGUCUCAUCGCUGGUGAAUAGAGCGUAUGAUCUGUGUGACCCUGAAUAUUUGAAGGAUGAGUUGUCACAUAUUCAGGAGGUGCUUAGAAGGAACGGAUGA
Leguminivora glycinivorella is the source of this 1935-nucleotide messenger RNA. RefSeq lists its product as uncharacterized. NCBI's taxonomy places the organism in Eukaryota, Metazoa, Arthropoda, Insecta, Lepidoptera, Tortricidae. The record is from RefSeq and is a predicted model, not a curated record. The transcript is spliced from 3 exons. Bases 1 to 1935 code for a protein of 644 amino acids.